UUUAUCUGUAAUCGAUUGAUUAAUCUCAUAUCUUAAAACAUGUUUCAUACCACUUUUUUAUUUUUAAUUGCCUAAAAUAAUAAAGUUAUUGUCAAAAUGAGCACUCAGCGUGGUAAUGCAACGAGGACACGAUCUCAAAAGCAUAAAAAUCGAACAGUUUUCAAAAACGACCUGCACGACAAAACAAAUCUACAAAAGAAAAUAAAUUCUUUGCACGUCUCCGAGGUUUGUCAACAUUGCAAAGAUGUCAUAGAAUGGAAAAUUAAGUAUAAGAAGUAUAAACCCCUUACUCAACCAAAAAAGUGUACUCGUUGUGAGCAGAAGAAUAUUAUCAAAGCGUACCAUGUGCUUUGUCGACACUGUGCUCUAGAAACACAUGUAUGCGCUAAAUGUCUGAAGAGUGAAGAGCAAGUUGUCAUAGAACCACCACAGCCAACAAUGGAAGAACAAGUCAAAUUGAAAGUGGAAAUGGAACGACUUAUAAAAUCUUUACCAGAAAGGAAACGAAGGGCUUUCAUUCGGUACAUGGAUAAGGGUAAAAAGCAAGAAGAUUUAGAAGAGACGGGUUCUGGUGAAGGAAUUGAAAGUGACACGCAGCUUAGGAAACAAUUACAUGAUAAAAUAAAUUUACCGCAUACUAGAGAAGAAUUAAUUCAAAAGAUUGAGUUUCUCAAGUUAAGUAAUGAAGAUGAAUAUAUAAUAUCCGAUGCGGACCCCGAAAGCGGCGAUGAAAGUCCCAUAUAUGUAGUUCAAAAUUGAAUUCUUUGAACCUGAAUUGAAAAAAAUAUUUUAAGUGACUUAUGUUAUUUACACAGAGCUUAAAUAUAUUUAAAAUAUUUAAUAUUAAUGUAUAUUACGCAAGUAGAUAAUUAUUAAUAAAUAUUUAUUUUUAACACAGUUCAA
Messenger RNA from Bactrocera dorsalis (oriental fruit fly), 903 nucleotides. RefSeq lists its product as uncharacterized. Lineage: Eukaryota; Metazoa; Arthropoda; Insecta; Diptera; Tephritidae. Bases 97 to 759 code for a protein of 220 amino acids. The transcript has a single exon. The record is from RefSeq and is a predicted model, not a curated record.